This is a messenger RNA of Panonychus citri (citrus red mite), 3183 nucleotides long. RefSeq lists its product as uncharacterized. Lineage: Eukaryota; Metazoa; Arthropoda; Arachnida; Trombidiformes; Tetranychidae. The record is from RefSeq and is a predicted model, not a curated record.
UUCAACUACGUUAACAAGUUGCUGCAUAAAAAAGUGUCACCAUCACCAAGUAUCAGCUUGAAAAUGUUACCUUUAUUGUUAUGUCUUUUUUUGAUGAUUAUUUCUGGUAAUUCAGCGUCAAUUACUUCAUUGAUGGACUUACCGUUGAAUCUACCAAGGGGUAAUUACAUUAUUCAUGCAACGUUAAAAGACUUGGGCAAUGGAGAUAGAUACUUUAUGCAAGAGUUUAUUUCAUCGACAUCAACAAUUAACGGAAUGAUUGUAGUUGAUUCACCUAAAAAUACAUUCAAUGUUUAUUACAAUAUGAAGGACGGAAACGGGAAGGACAGUUAUGAGCGUCAAGUGAUUAUGGGUAUCGAUUGUACAUUAUACAAAUUGUCGAGCUCUCAACUCUUACCUGGGAUCAAUAAGCGACUGACGAGUUUGUUAGUAGCCAUGGGACCAUCGAUACUUUAUCGUCUCGGACAUAAUUCACUAAUUUGGGAAAAGAGUGCGGAUAAAAAUGUGAGAGGCACAAUGAUGAAAAGUUUCAAAACCAAUAUCAACUAUAAAUUGAAUAUCACUUAUUAUUACAAAUCUAACUUGGAUAAAGAAUCAGGUCUACAAGCACCGAGUCGAAUUGCUUUCAGUGGGAGUAACCCAUCUGAAGCAUAUUCAACGAAAGAAAAUCUAAUUUUGGAUAUUUACUUACAAGAGAUGGACGCGACUAAAGAUUUAUCGAAAAUUGUCAACCCACUUCCAGGACUCGGUUGUUCAGCUUAUUAUGAAGAUACUUUACCUCUUCCGAUGUUGGAUUUCUAUUAUGUCCAUUUCAUACUUUCGGAAACAAUUACUGGUCCAACAACUACUAAAAGUAUCAGCGAGAUACAUGCUGAUGGUAAGCUCAAAUUGAUGCGUUUGAAAACAUCACUUCUUGGCAUUGAAACGGAAGCUCUUUAUGACUAUUCACUUGGAAUAGUUAAUAUAUUUCAAGAUGGCGGAUCUUGUAACAUCAUGUUAGCUGAAAAAACAUCACCUGGUAUUGAUCAAUCCACUGGUCAAUUUAGUUUGAUAACAUUGUUUAUGUUGGAAGGACAUUACAAGUAUUUAGGUGAAAUGUACCUUGAAUAUCGACCUGGAUUCGUGGUGAAAGCAUGGGAAUCAAUCCAGUAUGAUACUAUUACUAAUAACGACAAAUACGAUAAGGUUGUGGUUACUCAAUAUUUCACUGAAACUACCGAUAAUAGAGCUUUUAGUGGAUACACGCUUGUUGCAACGAUAAUUAACUGUUACAAAUUAGAUGCCAAGAAAGAAAAGUAUCAACUUGUUGAAGUUAUUCAGAGAGAUUACUUGGAUUUCCGCGUUACAGAUUCUGAAUCCGAAUUUCAUGAUAAGUUUUCAUUAGCUGGAUGUAAAUAUUUCUCUGGUGAAAAGACGCUUACCUUUCAACUAGGAUGUCAAACACCGAAUUGUAUGAAGCUCGCUGAAGAUAAUGUGUACACGUUGACAGACCACUUCAGAGAUUCACUGCUCUACGGAUAUGACCUUAGUCCAUUAAGACUACUUGAAGUGGAUGUUACUUUCAGUACUUCGACGAUUGAUAUCAGAAUCGAUUUUCUUGAAGCACCAAAUCUACUAGAUGUAUUUUCACCCAGAACAUAUUUUGUUAGCGAUGAUACUUUGAAGUCACUGUCACGUACUGCCAAAACUGCAGGAGAAAUUGACUGUCUAAGCAGAUUAUCAACUGAUUAUUCUGAUUUCGAUAUCGUUCUCUUCUGUCCAACGAAUAAUAUUUGUGGUACCAUGAAAGGAAUCGAAAAUGUCAAAGAAGAUGCUGACAAAGGUCAAGUCUGUCAAGUGUUCCAAAUACCAUUGCACAAUUUAAAUCGAAUGAUCCGGGAAAUCUCAAACAAAGAUCUUCAAUCCCGUUUACUUCGAGACACAGCGUACAAAAAAAUCUCUUUGACUGAUAAAUCUUGGAGUAGGUCUUAUAUCGAACUUUUUGUCUUAAUUUCUAACCAUUUUCCUUUUUCUUCAGCUUCAAUCAAUUACAAAGUAAUUGAUAUUUUGGAUGAAACUCGAGACAAAACUGACCAUUCAAACGAUCUGUUUUACCUUUCUCAUUCUGGAGAGAAAUUAAAAGCUGAAGAUCCAAAUGUUGUUGUUGUGGCAAAUGUGAAGACAUUUGCCGACUGUUAUCGAAAUUGUAAAAACUCAGAUGAAUUAGAAUGUCGAACUUUCUCUUAUUGUUCUGGAGAGAAGACAAGUGAAUGUGCAGUGACGAAUAUGACCUCCGAAAAAGCUCCAAUUGAUCUGACCAAGAGUGACUCAAACUGCGCAGUUUAUACCAAAAACAAUUUACUCGAUUACUCAGUGAUCAGAAAUCGUCAAUUCAAAUCACCAUCUUCGAUCCCACUAGAAUUGUUUGUCGAUCAAUGUGCAGCAGAAUGUAGUUCAGAUGAAAACUGUGUCUCAUUCCAAAGUUGUGGCUCAACUUGUACCAUGGGUGGAUUUUAUACAGAUUCGAGUACCGAAUAUGAUUCUGAAUGCGAAAUUUACAUUCCCAAAGUUUCGAAUAUGUAUCAGGCCACAGGAAGAAAACUUGUAUCGGAAACUUUUCACGUCGAAUUCAAUUUAAAUUAUGAUCAAUGUGCCGCUUUAUGUUACAGUUGGACUGAUGAUUCGGACUCUUGUCAAUCGUUCAACUUCUGUCCAUCAGGUCGAUCGACAAGUACUUGUUCAUUGUCGAAAUACUCAGUCAAAGAUUCAAAGACUGCAACCACAGAUGCAACGAGUUGUUACAAUUACGAACUAGUUAAAAGCUCGAAUACGAAAAAACAAUCAACUUCCAUGGUAAAAAAAGGUACCAGCGGAUCAGCAGCAUUUGGAAUAAUUUUGAUCUUCAUAGCCACUGGUUUCUUAUUCGGCAUUGGACUUCCAAUUGCGUAUUUGAAGAUAAAAAAUCGAAGUACUCAAAGUUCAAGUAAUGGCCAAAGUUUCACUUGGACUCGACAAGUAGACGAUGAACAGCCAGAAGCUAAUUGAAUCUCCAUCCAAAAAGGCAAUUGGUAGUUUCAACUUGAUCUAAAUCAAUAAUUAAUGUAACUCUUAAAAUUACAAUUGAAAAAAUUAAGUAAAUUAAAUAUUAUUUUUACCAUAAAUAUUCAUUGAUAAUCGCUGAAUAAACUCCAUUGCUAUUGAUAA